This is a messenger RNA of Hemicordylus capensis (graceful crag lizard), 1225 nucleotides long. RefSeq names its product profilin 3 (gene PFN3). Gene Ontology annotation, molecular function: actin binding. NCBI's taxonomy places the organism in Eukaryota, Metazoa, Chordata, Lepidosauria, Squamata, Cordylidae. Gene Ontology annotation, cellular component: cytoplasm. Bases 724 to 1137 code for a protein of 137 amino acids. The transcript is spliced from 2 exons. Gene Ontology annotation, biological process: actin cytoskeleton organization; positive regulation of actin filament bundle assembly; regulation of actin filament polymerization. The record is from RefSeq and is a predicted model, not a curated record.
AGUUGAUCCUAAUAAAGGCAGGGACAUCACUAUAUGAAUAAGGGAGGGUGAGGGCUCACUCUUAAUGGUCCCCCUCCCAUCUUGCCAACUGAUUGGCAUACCAUUGGCUCUUGAUAGGACUCAGGAAAAAACAAGCUCUCUCCAGGAGGCUGUAAUUCUAGGCACACUCAGAAUAAGACCUAUUGAACUCUGUUGGACUUGUUCCUGCUUAAUUGGUUUGCACCAUGAAUCGGUUCCACAUUCUUUUCAGAACAUGGAGAAUAAAGAAUACUUCUGCCUUACGGCUGAUAUGAGGUCAUAAUGGGUUGCAGGCUGUAGUAACAUGACAUCACAGUCAGUUCCUUAGCAACAGUUAAAGCAUAAAUGCAAGAACAAUAGCUUUGUGAGCUCAGGCUGACACUGCUUGGCUGAGCAAGAGUGGCAGCUCUUUCCUGACCCCUGAGCCUGGAGGUGUCCAGAGCUGUGAACUUGAACUCUCAACUUGAGCCCUGGAUCCUGAGCGGCAAACAUAGGCUCAAACACUCCAGGGACUUCUCUUCAAUUGUUUAUCCUGAAGCCUUUCCAGCUUUCAUCUCAACUUGAACCAUUUAAUCAACCUGCCUCAGAAGGAUUAUCUUACAUAGUUGAGGAUUAACCAUAAAGAAUCUGAGUCCUGAAACCUGAGAAGAAGAAGAAAAAGAGGCAUAAGACUUGGCAAAGAAGACAUCGUGAGACCGAAGCAGGAUGGGAGACUGGAAACCCUACAUCAAUAGUGUCUUGAAGGACAAGAACAUCGAAGAUGUGGCUAUUGUGGGUCAUGCUGACAAUAAAUCUGUGUGGGCUUCUAAGCCAGGAGGCCUACUGGCAGCCAUCUCUCCCCAAGAAGUAGGAGUGAUCACUGGACAGGACAGGAAGGCAUUCCUGCAAACUGGGAUCACCAUCGCUGGCAAGAAGUGCAGCGUGAUCCGUGACAACUUGCUGGUAGAGAAAGAUGCUGUGAUGGACACCAGAACCAAAGGUGGUGACAGCAGGUCCAUCUGUAUUGGGAAGACGGCUAAAGCUCUCAUCUUCCUCAUGGGCAAAAAGGGAGUUCAUGGAGGAGCUCUUAAUAAGAAAGUGCAUGACUUGAUAGCAACCAUGAAGACGAAAGGCAGCUAGAGCCAGAGAUUUGGCUGAUCCACUUUUCUCCUGACUGAAGGGCAUGGGGGAAACUUUUGUUGCUUUAAAAUAAAAGGCAUUUAAUCAA